Messenger RNA from Hydra vulgaris (swiftwater hydra), 1905 nucleotides. RefSeq names its product Bardet-Biedl syndrome 1 protein homolog. NCBI's taxonomy places the organism in Eukaryota, Metazoa, Cnidaria, Hydrozoa, Anthoathecata, Hydridae. Gene Ontology annotation, molecular function: smoothened binding; patched binding. Gene Ontology annotation, biological process: protein localization to cilium; non-motile cilium assembly. The record is from RefSeq and is a predicted model, not a curated record. Gene Ontology annotation, cellular component: axoneme; centrosome; BBSome.
GUUGCAUUUUUUUGAAUAAAAAUGAGUAUUGUAACUAUGGUGGCAAAUGAAGUCAACAUUGAAUCUAAGAGUAAGCAAUGGCUUGAUGCACAUUAUAAUCCUGUUGCUUCCCUGUAUACAUUUGGAUCUUGCAUUGAAUUAGCUGACUUACAUGCUGAUGGAGAAUACAAGUUAAUUAUUGCUGAUUUGGGAACUGGUUCUUACAGCAUGAAAUUGAGGAUUUUUAAAGGUACUGCAAUUCUUUCUGAGAGUUCAAUUACUGAUCUUCCAACAGCUGUUGUAUCUUUUAAUAUGGAUUCAGUUGAGCCACGAACUCCUGCGAUUGCUGUUGCUUCAGGACCAUUUGUAUAUAUCUAUAAAAACUUGCGUCCUUAUUUCAAGUUUUCUCUCCCAUUAAUUGAGGUUAGUCCGAUGGAAAAUGAUAUAUGGAAUCAAGCUAAAGAAGACAAAAUUGAUGUGCAUGUUCUUCGAGAAAUGUUGUAUAAUUUGAGAGAAGAAAAUGGUGUUUCAGCACUUACUGUUCGUUCACUCAAAUUUUUACAGCUUCCACUAGAGGAAGCGGAAUCUUUUGCCGCCGUACAUAAAUUCGCACCUCUCAAGCGACAGUCUAUUAUAACUUGUAUGAAGUCACUAACGAAGAGUGCAAGUGAAGAGAUUGGCAUCAGUUGUCUUGUUGUAGCUUCGGAAAAUCAAGAUUUAUUCAUUCUUGACACAGAAGCUUUCACUAUUUUAGAAAAGAUGACUGUUUCAAGUGUUCCAGUAUUUCUUGCAGUUACUGGAUUGUUCGAUGUUGAUUACCGCAUUCUUAUAGCUUGUCGUAAUGCUAAAGUAUAUAGUCUCAAAAAAGGUCAAAGUGAAGCCAAGCUGUGUAUUGAAAUGCAGUCACCUAUUGUAGGAUUGGAAAGAGUUGGUAAAAAUAUAGCAUUGGCGUGUGUGGAUAACACAGUUACUUGUUUCUCUAAUAAGAGUAAAAAGUUAUGGACCAUUCAUCUUCCAGCACUUGUAACAACAAUAAGUGUACUGAAUCAUAAAGCUAGAGGGUAUCGAGCCUUGAUGGUAGCUUUAGAGAACUGUCAAGUGCAUAUUUAUAAAGAUAAAACUCUUUGUGAUAUAAUUAAUACACCUGAUGUUGUUACUGGGUUGAAAUUUGGAAGAUUUGGACGAGAGGAUGGAACUUUAGUAAUGACAACAAAAGGUGGUGGACUUAUUAUAAAAAUAUUAAAGCGAACAUCGAAUUUAGAAAAUACAAAUUUGUCAAAUGAAAAACGUAAUCCUGUCUUAACUACACUGAAUGUACCGCGAAAAACAAAAUUAUUUUUAGACCAGGCAUUGAGAGAACGAGAGGAUCCUAUAGGCAUGCAUCAAACGUUUCAAUCAGAACUAUUUAAAUUAAAACUGUCUACAGCUCGUCAUUAUGUUAAAACGUUAGAAACAAAGUUAAAUCCUUUAUCUUUUUCAAAGACUACCCCAAUAAAGUUUUCUGUUCAGGUUCAAGGCUUUGGACCAGGCUUCAAGCUACUGAUGUCUUUACAAAAUACAUCGACUUCUGUCGUCCCAAGAGAUUUAUUAAUCUCGUUUUUAACAGAUCUUAAAAUUUAUAAUAUAGCCAAUCCACUUAUUGAGGUUCCAAUUCUAAUACCUGGACUGCUUUAUAACUUUGAAACAUUUGUUGAAGCCAUAAGUGACAAAGGAAUAGCUGACAAAAUUAAGGUAUUUGUUCUGCGUCGUUAUGAACCUUCUCCAGUGGUGUGUGCAGUUAUAAAUAUGCCUGUCAGUGACGUCACUGAGAUUGCGUAACGUAAUUUGUUGCAUCAUACAUGAGCACGUUAAAGAAGCAAAAAUAUGAAUUUAUCAUAUAUUUAUCUAUGUAAAUAUGUCAUUAAAUAGUAUAAAGCUAAAUGUAAA